Cataglyphis hispanica is the source of this 1473-nucleotide messenger RNA. RefSeq names its product glyoxylate reductase/hydroxypyruvate reductase-like. Gene Ontology annotation, cellular component: cytosol. The record is from RefSeq and is a predicted model, not a curated record. The transcript has 8 exons. NCBI's taxonomy places the organism in Eukaryota, Metazoa, Arthropoda, Insecta, Hymenoptera, Formicidae. The coding region runs from base 176 to 1144 and encodes 322 amino acids. Gene Ontology annotation, molecular function: glyoxylate reductase (NADPH) activity; hydroxypyruvate reductase (NADH) activity; NAD binding.
CUCAAACCGGUUUAUGCUGAUUCAUUCGCUUUUUUUUUAUCGCACAAGAUAAUAAGAACUCGGCAAAGUUGUCGGAUGUAUCAGUAAUACAUUAGUGGUGAAAGCGUACAUAUAUACUAGAGGUAGCUAUUUAUCAAAUUUAACACAGCUGUUGAAAUCUAUUCAACUUUGCGCGAUGAGCUUGUCGGGCCUACCACAUGUUUUGGUCACUAGCAGUGCAACACCGACACCCGGCAUCGAUUUGCUUCGAACAAAAUGCAACGUCACUAUUAUGCCAAAUAUCGUAAACACUCGAGAACAAAUGUUACAAGCUAUACCUGGAUAUGAUGCUAUCUUUCUUGUCGACAAAAAUAAAGUCAACAGUGAAUUUCUGGAUAUUGCCGGCCCAAACUUAAAAGUCAUAUCGACAAUGUCAGCUGGUUACGAUCACAUGGAUAUCCCAGAAAUUAAAAGGAGAGGAAUCAAGGUCGGGCACACGCCGAUGGUACUAUCGGCUGCAGUUGCGGAGAUAGCUGUGCUUUUAAUGUUAUCUGCAGCGAGACGCGCUCAUGAGGGUCGCAUGAUGUUGGAACAAAAUCAAGUGCAAAACGGACCACAAUGGUUGUUGGGACACGAUUUACGAGGCUCGACUGUCGGUAUCUUUGGUUUGGGAAAUAUUGGUCAAGCAAUCGUUAAACGAUUAAUGGCAUUCGAAGUAGAACGCUUUAUCUAUACCGGACAUUCGCGCAAGAAAGCAGGUGAUGAACUUGGAGCAACGUUUGUAUCUUUCGACGAUCUUUUGGAGCAAAGCGACUUUCUCGUGGUCGCAGCUCCCCUGAAUAACGAAACCAGAGGAAUUUUCAACGAUAGUGCUUUCGAUAAAAUGAAAAAAACAGCCAUUUUCGUGAACAUAGCUCGCGGUCAAAUUGUCAAUACCGAUUCGCUGGUAAGAGCCCUUCGUAAUAAGAAGAUAUUCGCUGCCGGAUUGGAUGUUACUGACCCGGAACCGCUACCACCAGAUCAUAAACUUUUGAAGCUACCUAAUGCUGAAAUUAUACCACAUUUGGGCAGCGCGACGAUCAAGACCCGCAACGACAUGUCGACAAUUGCAGCACAGAAUAUUAUUAAUGGUCUUGAAGGCAAACCUUUAGUUUAUUCCUUAUAAUAAAUUAUUUUCCUUAAUUUUGUCUAUAUAUAUAUAUAAUUUAACGUCGAAUUUUUUCCAUAACAAAAUAAAUACAAACGAAGAUGUAAUGUAUAUCUGAAACACAUUUCUAAUGCUCAUGUAAUGAACAAAAGAAAUACUACUUUAUGUGAAAUAAUCUCCAUGGUUCUUAUGUCUAAAUUGCACAAAUGUAAUAAAUCUUAAUCUCAAUAUGAUUAUAAUCAUCAUACUACUUAGGUUAAGUAAAUAUUUUUAUUGAUAUACAAUGAAUUAUCCAAAUAUUCUUAGACAUCACUUUUGCUUAUUAAAUUCAAUUAUUUUGAUCAUUA